Messenger RNA from Cajanus cajan (pigeon pea), 1291 nucleotides. RefSeq lists its product as uncharacterized. Gene Ontology annotation, biological process: protein targeting to ER. Gene Ontology annotation, cellular component: signal recognition particle receptor complex. Lineage: Eukaryota; Viridiplantae; Streptophyta; Magnoliopsida; Fabales; Fabaceae. The record is from RefSeq and is a predicted model, not a curated record.
AAACGACAUACCUCGUUUGUCGUUUGGCACCAUAUUUGAAAGCAGCCUCAAAAUUCGUGGUCGAAACGAGAUCCACAAAUCGGAAAACCCAGAGCGCCGUCGAAAACCGCCGUUUGCGGCGGUAGCACUCGCCUUUGUGUCCUCUUUAUCUGCGACGGAGCCUCUCUCGGCUUCUCACUCUCCGAACGCCGAACGCGACACCGAAACGAAACGCCGAAAACUCGAUUUCGCAAUGGAAGAGUUGGAGCAAUGGAAGGAACAGCUUUCUCACUACUGUAACCUAGCUGUGGAUCGUCUUCGCGAGGUUCCCCCCGAUCAGCUCUAUGCUGCUGCUGCUAUCGCGAUUUUCACAACGCUGCUUCUUCUCUCGCUGAGGUUGUUCAAGCGUGCUAAGUCAAACACCGUUGUGUUGACCGGGCUCAGCGGGAGUGGAAAAACUGUUAUCUUCUAUCAGCUUAGGGAUGGCUCUACUCAUCAGGGUACUGUUACAUCAAUGGAACCUAAUGAAGGCACUUUUAUUCUUCACAGUGAGAAAACAAGGAAGGGCAAGAUAAAACCUGUUCAUAUUGUUGAUGUUCCUGGGCAUUCUCGGCUUCGACCCAAACUGGAUGAGUACUUACCUCAAGCAGCUGGGAUAGUUUUUGUGGUCGAUGCUUUGGACUUCUUACCAAACUGUCGUGCUGCUUCAGAGUACCUAUAUGAUCUAUUGACUAAAGGAAGUGUUGUGAAGAAGAAGAUUCCAGUGCUUAUCCUCUGCAACAAAACAGACAAAGUCACUGCUCAUACAAAAGAGUUUAUCCGAAGACAGAUAGAGAAGGAAAUAGACAAAUUACGGGCAUCAAGAAGCGCAAUAUCAGAUGCUGACAUUGCAAAUGAGUUCACCCUGGGGGUACCCGGCGAGCCAUUUUCUUUUACCCAGUGCUCUAACAAAGUAACAACUGCAGAUGCUUCUGGUUUAACUGGGGAGAUAUCUCAGCUGGAAGAGUUUAUCAGAGAACAUGUAAAGCAAUAGCUGGGUAUUGGGUUUAAACUCAGAUUUUGUUGAAUUGAACGAAUGAGUAGCGUUUUUUUUUUUUUUUUUUUAUCUUGGUUACUUAGAUUUCAAUGUGCUGUUUGGAUGAGAAGAGGCUAAAAUGAGAAAGGGGUUUGGGGUUGGGGUUGUUUGGAGUAGGAAUGACUAUGUUGGGAGCAAUGAGGAUUUACUUCAUGGUAAAUCCUGGUAUACUUAUUAGACUUUAAUGAUUCAUCCAAUUGUAUCGGUACUUUGUAUUUACUUUUAUCUGUUCUCUUC